Messenger RNA from Coregonus clupeaformis (lake whitefish), 2620 nucleotides. Its product is annotated as T-cell immunomodulatory protein-like. NCBI's taxonomy places the organism in Eukaryota, Metazoa, Chordata, Actinopteri, Salmoniformes, Salmonidae. Gene Ontology annotation, cellular component: plasma membrane. The record is from RefSeq and is a predicted model, not a curated record.
ACCAACCUCCUGUUUUCUCUCCUGUUGCAGUGGCUGCCCCGUCUGACAGACUUCCAGAGGAAGGGAACUCUCUGGGGCUUCGUGCCCCCCAGACCACCACCUCCUGCUGGGGAGCUCCACGACCCCAUCACCCUGCACCUGGGAGACUACAACAUGGAUGACUUCCCUGACGCCCUGGUCAUCCUGCGCAACACCAGCGGGAGUGGUCAGCAGGCCUUCCUCCUGGAGAAUGUUCCGUGUAACAACGCCAGCUGUAAGGAUGUGGGCCGCAUGUUCCGUGUCCACUGGGACCAGUCUGACCUGGGGGCCAUCCCCGGGGCCGCCGUCGCCACCUUCUUCGACAUCUAUGAGGAUGGAAUAUUAGAUAUGAUCGUGCUCAGCAAAGAAGAGGGGAAAGAGGGCUUCGUCAUCCACGCUUUGAAGAACAACUUUGAAGCCGACGCGUACUUUGUCAAAGUGAUUGUGCUCAGUGGACUCUGUUCUAACGACUGCCCGGGAAACGUCAAGCCAUUUGGUGUGAACCAGCCUGGACCAUACGUCAGCUACACUACUGUGGACUCCAACGGCUACCUGAAGAAUGCCUCAGCCGGCCAGCUGAGCCAGUCGGCCCACCUCUCCCUGCAGCUGCCUUACACCGUCCUGGGGCUGGGGCGCAGCGCCAACUUCCUGGACCACCUGUACGUGGGUAUCCCCCGGCCCCUCGGGGACAAGGACGUGAGGAAGCAGGAGUGGACAGCCAUCAUCCCCAACUCUCAGCUCAUAGUCAUUCCAUACCCACACAACGAGCCCCGCAGUUGGAGUGCAAAGUUGUAUCUGACCCCCAGUAACAUAGUCCUACUGACCGCCAUCGCUCUGAUCGGCGUGUGUGUUUUCAUCCUGGUCAUCAUUGGCAUCCUCCACUGGCAGGAGAAGAAAGCGGACGACCGGGAGAAGCGACAGGAAGCACACCGGUUCCAUUUUGAUGCCAUGUGAAGGAGCACAGGAAGAGAUGGACCAUGGGAAACAGUCAUGCCUGCUUUCUGUUUUAUUUCAGUUUGCUGGUCUAUGGAAUUGUUUAUUUAUUUGAUCCCCUCAGCCUCUUGAGGAUGAGCCAUUUAAAGUGUUUAGAUAUCCAUUAGACAUCAUCAAAUGUAAAAGAGACAGACAGGUUACUUCUCUUGCACAGAUUUGGUUGGAAUUUGAACGUGUUCUUUUUUAUUCACAUUUCCUUAUACAUUUCAAGGGCCAAAAUGAUGGAAGAACCCAAAUCUAAACAGGACUACUGAGUGAAAUGACACUUAGUGAUAUCCCAGGGGAUUUUUUCAUUCAAUGGUUUGGCUCAGCUCAUUAUGUAUGGAUGGCAAAUGGGCACUAACUGUUUACGUCAUGAAUUCGUAAUAAUGUUUAAAUGUUCAAUCCAAGUCGUCCUAAUCUGCAAAACACAUUACAGAUUUGUUUGUUUUGGGGGAAGCAUUGCUAUUGUAAUGUUACUUGAAGUCUUAUGUAUGUCCAGUCAUCCAUUGUCUUCCUGUAUGCCUUCUGUAUGUCAGUCUGUAAAGGUUAUUGUUUUCCAUGGACUGCUAUAGUGAGAUCUUACACAUAGAGUCCACUGACCCAAACAGGGUACUUACACUGGAUGCAUCCAUUGUUCUCUACUGUAUAUAAUGUGCAUAGUACAUGGUCCAUAAUGUGUCAAGUUCAUUAUGUACUUUUCCCGUCCUUAUUCCCAAAUACCUGACACAAUGUCCUAUCCUUGGUUGACAGCUCCCACUCUACACUGCUCUCACUCACAGUGGUAGUGGAAUGGCCUGUGCUACUGACCCCUCUGGUUUAGUCAUGUCCUUAGCUUUUUAGAUACGUUUUUCUCACUCUUAAUAAUCUUGUUCGUCUCACAUGAUAAACAUGGUGUGUUUUUGGAAUGCCAAACACUUGAUUAUGUGUUCAUGAAAAACUUCAACUUACAAGGGGAAAUAGUUUUGGUCUUUAACCUACAGAAAGUGCAAUCAUCCUUAUCACCAAUGUCAAAGCCUCUUCUAUUAAUUAUUUUAUUUCAUUUUGAAUUAACGUGGGGCACCGUAUUAUUGGAUGGUACUGGUCUAACAUCCAAAUAUUUAUUUUGCUAUCAUCUCAUGUCUGUGGUUUGAACUUUUUUUAUACUAAUGAUUAAUAGUGAUAAGUAAUUGAUUUUAUUUUUGUGAUUGUGCAUGUAAUCGAAAAUGUUCAACUGAAUCAUAAUUUCUGUUGAAUGUUUAUGGGAUGAUGGGUUUAAAAUUAAAGUGUUUAUCAUGCUUAAUUCAUGGUGGUUCUUACUUGUUUUGAAUUCAUUUAAAUGUAUUUCUGUCUCACUUUUGCCUUCCAUUUCAUAGACUGGCAUGGCCAUCAGAAAAAGUAAAUUCUCCUAGUGAGCUGAUGACUCAAGAAACGAUUGGAAGUGACAACUUGGCAUAGCCUACGGUUUUGAGUUCUUUUUAGCUCAUGCAGCAUAAUGUAUUGCAAUCUGGCACUUAUGGUAAAAUGGUAGUCUAAUAAAAUGGUAGCCAUAAUUUAAAUAGCAGUUGAUGUUUUACUGUCUGUUGAUAUUUUUCAACGAUUGUCUUUUGGCAACAACUUACUGAGUAAAGAUUAUCCUGAUUGUAUGCUG